Molecule: messenger RNA, 4963 nt
Organism: Gymnodraco acuticeps
Lineage: Eukaryota; Metazoa; Chordata; Actinopteri; Perciformes; Bathydraconidae
Gene: ttc9b
Product: tetratricopeptide repeat domain 9B
Exons: 3
Coding region: 329-1054 (241 amino acids)
Molecular function (GO): protein binding
Source: RefSeq, a predicted model, not a curated record
UUUUUCUCCCACAAUGCUGUGCGGUUGGGGUUGUCGUGCGUGCGCUGUUUGUGGUGCUGAAGCUGCGCGUGCUACAGAUAUUCACUCGAGCAUCCCUCCGCGAGACGACCAAAACGAGGAAUCAGGUAGCGACGGAUGGGAACAUUGAGUUUGUUUCUGCCAGCUGUUUCAGCCUCAUUCAACGAAAUAUAAGCUUAAAUAUUUUUCGACAUUUACUUUAGCUUAAAUUCUUUAAACACACACUGACACCGCGGUAUUUGACGCUGUUUUUGAGGCACGAAUUCUCUCCUGCUCAGCCGCGUCUCUGCCUCUCCGUCCUGCAUCCUUUAUGCACAGCACGCUGCUCGGGUCUUCCCCAAUAAAACACACCUUAGUGUCCGAGCACCAUGGCCCGCUCCCGGCACUCUCACUGAGAGAGAUGGAAGCCAAGCAGCACCAGAUAAAAAGCCUUAAAAGCUACCCGGAAACCGGUGGCCGGAGCCUGGCCGCGGCUGCCGGAGCAGACGGGUGUCGAGCCGCUGAAAUGGACAUGGAGGCGAAGAUCCAGAAAGCCGUCGACUUCAAGGCAGAGGGUCACCGCUGCUACAAGGAGAAGAAAUUCCGGGAAGCGAUCGGCAAGUACCACCGGGCGCUGCUGCAGCUCAAAGGGGUGCAUUUGGUGGACGGGACCACGGGCUCCGAGGUCAACCUGCUGAACCAAGCCGCCGGCAAGCUGACCGAGGAUCAGCGGAGAGCCGUGCAGACUACCGAGAUCGAGUGCUACGACAACCUGACAGCGUGUCUGUUGCAAUCAGAGCUGGUGAACUACGAGCGGGUGAAGGAGUACUGCCUGAAGGUGCUGAGCCACCAGAGGGAUCACUUCAAGGCCAUGUACCGAGCCGGCAUCGCCUUCUAUCACCUGGGUGACUACGAGUGUGCCCUGCGCUACCUGCGUGACGCCAAGAACCGCGAACCCUCAGACACCAACGUGCUGCGGUACAUCCAGCUCACAGAGAUGAAGAUGAGCAAGUGCAGUCAGCGAGAGCGAGAGAGCUGCAAAGAGACCCAGGGCUAACCCUCGAUCUUUCGACCUCCUGACCCCAUCGACCUUUGACCCCGCAGCGACCCUCCCUCUGUCCUCGAUCGACUCCUGGCAGCAGCACAGCCCACAGGCGAGAAGAGACGGACCCAAAUACCCGCCAGCAAUGGAUAAAAACGGGAGACAUAUCAAGCUCUGUCUGCAACCCGACCUCCUUCUCUCCCCUCUUCUUCUCCCCCUUUUUCUCCCUCAGGUGCUGUGGCUCCUCUCCGUAGACAGUUUGUAGACAGUCGAUCAAACAUAAAAACAAAACAAAAAAUGCUGUAUUUUACUCAUACGAAAAAUGAGCUUCAAAACAUAGAUAUUAAUAAUUGACAUUUGCGUGAUUUAGUUAAUGUUUUAAAGACAUAAGAUGCAUUUUGUUUCCGCUCUCUUUUUCUCUCUGACUUCUCUCUCUUUGUCUUAUUUCAAACUCUUGAGGAGAAUAUGGGGAUUGUGAAGCUCGACCACACCGGGAGGAGAGCAUGAGUGUGUGUGAACAUGAGCAGGGGAUAGUGAGGGGUGUGUGACACAUAUCAAGACCGUACCCCAAUUUGAUUGUACAUCCUCCCCCAACAGGGCUCCCAGGGGCCCCUUAACGCAGACUGUGGGACAGACUAGCUCGGGAAAUCUUUCAUCAAGUAGAGAAAACGCCUGCCUCUCUGCUUAAUCUAUCGCUCUACUGGCUCUCUUUGCUUUCCUGGAUGCCAUGUAUCUCACUUUAUGGACCGUUUUCUUUUUCAAUUCAAGGGCUAAAUCAAGUGUUUGAAAUGUUUAUUUUGCUUUUGGUGUUCAUCAAACUCAGUAGAAUUGAAUCUGUGUCUCAGCGUUUCGCUAAACUGGUGUGUUUUGAGUCUUGUGUCCAAAGCCCCUCCUUGGUCGUGGGUCAUUGUUAGGACUGUCGAAGCCCCCCCCCCCCUCCCAUCUCCCCCACCACCCUCGUUCUCCUGUUAACGAUGUCACAACGGAAAAUAGCCAAUGGGAUCAGAGUUCCAGCGACCGCUGUUGGCUAGAUGGAAAUCCACUUUAAAGUUUCACAGUGAGAAACACUUCAAAAUGUCUAAUCGGAGGUCCAACCUUUUAUCACUAAUGCUGAAGCUUCCCAGACAUCGAUAACUCACGGAGGAGACUCUGGGCAGCGUUAGUGCAGGGAAAACAAUUACACACACAUCUGUCCCGACAGGCAAGACCACCAUCUAGGAGCACUCAUCUUUAGUGCACUUCAACAAGAGUGUGCCGUUUGAGAUUUCUUCCUCUUUAGUGUGUUGACAAAGCUUCUGUGUUUGAAAAUGUUUCCAAAACACAGAGCUGUAAGGACAGUUAACACACAGCACUAAAAACACUACUGAUGAUAUGGUUGUUGAUAUCUAUGGCUAGCUGUCAAAAUAUACAUAGAUCAUUUGCUUCUCUUGUGACUUGGAAAGCCAAAUCAUUGAUAAUGCAAAUAUUGCUUUUGUGAUAGAUUUACGACAAGCUUAAAUCUGCCUGCGCUGUUCUGCAGAAGGUUGGAUUGAGGAUUUAUGAAAGCAUGACCUGGAUUUGCCUUCUCUCUGAUGUCAUGAAACCCAGUUUCCUCUUGUGCGGGCCCACCUCCUGCAUGUACGUGCGGCUCCAGAGAGUUACUUCAGAUGUAUGGGAUGGGGAUUAUAUCUGCUCUAUUGCUUUCUGUCAUGGCAUGCUGCCACACUGUUCUCUCAUACCUCAAUGUUAUCCAUUAUGCCCCUUAUGAACACAGAAGGUGGUGACAGACUGUGAUCACAGCAGUGGAAUAUAGAUCAAAUAAAUGUGAGGAAAGAAAGAGGACUUUAAUGAACAGGGUCACAUUCUGCAUCUGCCAAGGUGACAGAUAAGACGUUAUUCCACUGCGUAUCCAAAAAAGAUGUGGGAGAUGAAAUCAAAGAAAGAUUUCCUUUACCCAUUUUUCAGUGACCUGCUAGGAGGUAAAUAGGGACAGAAGUGUGUCAAUGGGUCUCUGGAGAGAUGGCGGCAUGCGCUGAGGGGACCGACAUGAUACAGAGGGGCUCAGUGGGGGGGGGGGAAGUAGAGCAGCUGCAGCAGAGACACAACAUUAGAGGAUCAGAGCUGGGAGAUUUAUUAUUACACAUAAUUUGGCUAAAAGUAUGGAAACCUGAUACUUGAAAUAUUUGAUUGCCAUCUCAUACACUAAUUUCAUGUGUUAAUCUUCUAUUAUAACAACCAUUACUGCUCUGAGUCCAAAUAAAGUACAAUUGGACUCUCAAAGUAAUGGCAUAAUGUACAUGUAGGGCACUAUGUUGUCAAUAGAGACUGAUGUCAGACCAACACUAGACAGCUGAUUCACAGCUGAGAUUCGGUCCUGUGAGAAUAAGAAAGUUAUGUUAAUUUUUUGGAGCAGCAUUACGUUUUCCCCCAACUGAAAGUAAGAGACUCGAACAGAAAGACCAGGGUUGUCUAAUGAAUUGUGUAAGCCAUAUGCUGAACAUGAUAUGACAUCGAUUUUUAUCAAUAUAUAUAAAUAGCUAAUAGUGUUUUCCUAGUCUUAAUGUUAGUGUAACGUUUUCUUAAAGGAAAAGUUUGACAUAUUGGUAAAUGUUAUAAUAAUGAUGCUGCAGCAGGUUAGCUUAGCACAAAGACUGAAAAACAGGUGGUAACAUCUAGUCUGGCUCGGUCCAAAGUUACAAAAUCCACCUGCCAGCACCUCUAAAGCUCUCUCAUUAACAUGUCGUAUAUUGUUUAUGUAAUCUGUAAUAAGUCUGAAGUAAAGUGAUUAAACAUAUUUACCAAACUGUUGAACUACUCCUUCAAGUUAUCCCACUGUUUGAUUUGAAUGAAAUGCAAUCAAUGUUACCGAUUUAUCAGGGAAACCAAAUCAACACAACAUCAUAAAUUAAAGGCGAAAGAAAAUAAGGUGUAAUGAGUCAAAAACAUCUGAUCUCUCACCUCUGGGGUUGAGGCUCUGGUAUCAGAGGAAAUAAAUCAAAACAACAGAGAGUAAUGGCGCCCACAGGCUCGGUCUCCAUGGCUGCCUGGGCUGAGUCUCCUCACCCUCGGGCCCCUCGGGGAUCGGUCUCCUCCCAUGGUCCUCUCUCCAUGGCACUAGUCCGCCAUCUUGUUUUUGUCUAGUUGUGCCAAGUCAUUCUCGCUCAAUGUGUUUUACGACCGCCUAGGGACAACUAGCUGCACAUUACACAGGUUCUUGAUUAAUGGUAGAGUGACUUCGAGGUUGUUAUUGUGAGCAUAACUUGUGCAAAUAGAGAUCUCUGCAUCGGUGUAGCUUUGAAACAAACAACAAAAAGCACAACAACAACAACAACAAAAGUCAAACUACUGGCUGUGUUAUUUUUGCUUUGAUGUCAUUUGAUGUAAAUGUUUGUCAAAUGUCAGAGUCGUUUUUGUGAAUUAUAUGAUACAAAUGUACAAAAAAAAUAACAAAAAUGUAAAGUGUUAUGGUUGUGAAGAGCUUUACUUUAUUGAAAUACUUUAUCAACAGAAAAUAAAAGCAAGAUAUAGAGAAAGAUAAUUUAACUGAAGCUCCUCCACAGAGCUGCUUUGUGACUGUUUAUGUAUUUGUUGGUCUUUCUGUUGACGUCCAUUUUCGUCAGGGGAUCCAGAACCGGCUCGAAGUAUGAGCGUCCUUUGACCCUCCUGUUUGGAUGACCUUUGACCUCGACUCUACUGUGUCUGCGCAGUAAGACGAACACAGCAGAGAACUUUGAGGAACUUGUGUCAGAGCGCAGAGCGGCUCCUCACAGCCACAGAUCUUUGUUUCUGUGGCCGUGGGGGGGGGAAAGGGAAGCGCGUUUUGGGCCUUUUUCCAUUCAACAUCCAAACAUCAACUCCAUCACUGGUUUUACGGAACUGCUAGCCCGGGAAUGCACUAUUGAUUGGUAAAUGAAGAUUACGAAUAAAGUUUCAAACAAAGAGGAA